ACCGAGAGGCAACACAGUUGCAGUUCUGGGUGAAAGCAUGGAACUGACAAAAAGGUUUAGCUUUAAUCCCAAGGAGGGAAUUGACAAUCCAGCCAUGGUGACAGAUGACACAGAACCUGCAUCAAAUCCCUCUCCACGUGUAUGUGUGCUGAAGAGGAAGGAAGGAGAAAACUUUGGCUUCAAUCUGAACGUGGAAAAAGGGAGGAAGGGUCAUAUUAUCAGGCAGAUAGAUUCACAGGGUGUGGCAGAGAGGAGUGGGCUCAGGGAUGGGGACUGUCUGCUUGAAGUCAAUGAGAUGUUUGUAGACAACAUGGAACUCAAGGAGGUGUCCCGUAUGAUUCAGGUGAGUGGUUCACACCUUUGCUUCCUGGUGUUGGAUGGGCAGGUCUAUGAUCAGGCUGUGUCUGAGGGUCGUGACCUUAAAGAGCUGGCUAAAAUCAACCGUGGGGAAGGAUGGAGGCCUCCUCGCCUCUGCCACAUCACUAGAAAUGAUGUAUCUGGCUUGGGCCUCAAAAUACUGCCCUUACAGGGUAAGAAAGGCAAAUUCAUGAUAAGCCCAGUAAAUGGAGGUGCUGCAGAAAAGGCAGGGGUGAGGAAAAGUGACCGACUGGUUUGGAUCAAUGGUGCCAUUGCUUCUGAACUUACACAUUCUGCCAUCAGCAAAAUGGUGAAAAAGAGCAAUAAUGAUGUGACAGUGCUGGUGAUUGACAGCGAGAGUGAAAAGAGUUAUGCCCUUAGAAAAUUGCCCAUUCUGCCAUCCAUGGCUGAUGUUGACAGCAUGCCAUAUCGGCCCUGCAGACUGCAUCUGGCGUUGGGGCCUGAGGGGUACGGCCUUCUGCUUACGCAGGGAAAGGCUGGUGCUGGACGCAGCGUCCAUAUGCUGGGUGAGGUGGAUAAGGGCAGCCCUGCUGAACUGGGUGGUAUAAAAAAAGGUGAGAUGCUCCUUGAAGUGAAUAGGGAGUCCAUGGACUCACUAAGUCAUGAGGAAGUUGUCAGCAAAAUCAAACAUAGUGGGCAGCAGGUCACCCUCACAACCAUGCCACCUCAGGGCAAAGAAUUCUACACUAAGUUGGGCCUUUCUCCAUUGCUCUUCUGUUUGGACGUUUCAUCCUCUAGACCUGCAGAAAAAAAUAAAAUGCCAGUGACGCUUGAGCUUACAGCUCCCCCUGUUGAGACCAAGACGAAUGUGCAGAUCAAUCCUAAUAUUAGACUCUGUGUUCUAGAGAAAGGUUCAGUUGGCUUUGGCUUCAAUUUGGGUUGUGUCCAACAGAAACCUGGCACGUUCAUCAGCCAGGUAACAGCAGGAGGCCCAGGGGGAAGUUCUGGUCUCCUGCAGGGUGAUGCGGUGGUGGAGGUGAAUGGACAGAAUGUGGAGAACGAGACUGUGGAGGAUGUGAUCUUAUGUGUAAAGAGUGGAGGAAGAUCUCUUACUUUAUUAGUAGUAGAUCGAAGAGGUUAUGAAUGGCUGAAGAUGAAUGGAAAGCCAAUCACAGCUAAAAAAAAAAGCAACCUCUGUGGUGGACAGAAAUGUCUCCAAUGCUGCUAAACCAGCUAAAGAUGACUGAUGAUUGUCUGAUGACAUGGUCUAAUUCACCCAGAUGUAUGGACCAUUAAUAAAACUGCCCUGAUAAUGUUGAUGAUAUGAACUUAUGAAUUAUAUUUAAAUUGUUUAAUGGGGCUUAUUUUUGCAAUAACAACCGGCUGCAUGUAUAUUAUCCCUUACGUGAAACAUCAAAUGUUUGCUGUGAAUUUAUGGGUGUUCUGUUUAUUCCACAUUUAGGCUACUUUCACUUUAAGUUUAGCCAUAUAUUGAAGUCGUUUCAGCAUUCAUUCUGAUACAAACUAUGUUUCUUCUUAAAAAUGUUUAAAAAGUUUUUUUAAGUUGUGUUUUAAAUAAAUAAAAGAUCUAUUUAAUAAAUAA
Molecule: messenger RNA, 1921 nt
Organism: Triplophysa rosa
Lineage: Eukaryota; Metazoa; Chordata; Actinopteri; Cypriniformes; Nemacheilidae
Gene: nherf4b
Product: NHERF family PDZ scaffold protein 4b
Exons: 11
Coding region: 38-1546 (502 amino acids)
Biological process (GO): protein localization to plasma membrane
Cellular component (GO): apical plasma membrane
Molecular function (GO): protein-membrane adaptor activity; signaling receptor binding
Source: RefSeq, a predicted model, not a curated record